UUGGGAAAAAAGAUCUGGCAACCUCCAACAAUUUUCAUCGUUUUUUGUGUGUCGCUGAAGAAAAAUUCCAUUUUCUUACUCUAUUUUCGCGUUUGCUGUUGCGUGGUAAAGCAAAAAUAGCUUUCGUUUCUAGCAGGUAACUUAUCUGCGAUUUUAUUGAAAACUAAUAACUCAUCACAAGUUUCAGUCAGUUUUGAACAGUGCUAUAAAUAGCUAUCGAACAUAAUGCCAAACAUUAAGUUGCAAUCAUCUGACGGAGAGGUGUUCGAUACGGACGUGCAGAUCGCCAAAUGUUCCGGAACGAUCAAAACAAUGUUGGAGGAUUUGGGUAUGGAUGAGGGCGAGGACGAAGUAGUCCCACUGCCCAAUGUCAACUCGGCCAUUCUGCGGAAAGUGCUGCAGUGGGCCACCUACCACAAGGACGAUCCAGCCCCGGCCGAGGAUGACGAAAACAAGGAGAAGCGUACCGACGACAUCAGCUCGUGGGACGCGGAUUUCCUCAAGGUGGACCAGGGCACGCUGUUUGAGUUGAUUUUGGCUGCAAACUAUCUGGACAUCAAAGGCCUGCUGGAUGUGACGUGCAAGACGGUGGCCAACAUGAUCAAGGGCAAGACUCCAGAGGAGAUUCGAAAGACGUUCAACAUCAAAAACGACUUCACGCCGGCCGAGGAGGAACAGGUUCGCAAGGAAAACGAGUGGUGUGAGGAGAAGUAACGGGAGCUGCGGAAAUGAAAGCUAAUGUUUUAUAUCUUAUAUCAACGCAAGAACAAAAAAAUAAAGGGACAAUUGCCUAUUUGCCGGAUUUAAUUGAUAGAACCUGUUGAAGUAGUGGUCUCUAUAUAAUUACAGGUACACAAAAUAAUUUAUAACAUACUGCACUGUCAAUAAGCCAAUUUGUGUGCUCGAUACUCGAUCUUAAUAAACUUAAUUGUUAGUUCUGGAGUAAA
This is a messenger RNA of Armigeres subalbatus, 947 nucleotides long. Its product is annotated as S-phase kinase-associated protein 1-like. Gene Ontology annotation, biological process: SCF-dependent proteasomal ubiquitin-dependent protein catabolic process. The transcript is spliced from 2 exons. The record is from RefSeq and is a predicted model, not a curated record. The coding region runs from base 226 to 714 and encodes 162 amino acids. Gene Ontology annotation, cellular component: cytoplasm; nucleus. NCBI's taxonomy places the organism in Eukaryota, Metazoa, Arthropoda, Insecta, Diptera, Culicidae. Gene Ontology annotation, molecular function: cullin family protein binding.